Messenger RNA from Aureococcus anophagefferens, 621 nucleotides. RefSeq lists its product as hypothetical. The record is from RefSeq and is a predicted model, not a curated record. The transcript is spliced from 2 exons. The coding region runs from base 1 to 621 and encodes 206 amino acids. NCBI's taxonomy places the organism in Eukaryota, Pelagophyceae, Pelagomonadales, Pelagomonadaceae.
AUGCCGGCGACCGUCAUCGUCGCCAAGUGCGCCGCCGAGGUCCCCGUGGAGGCCGUCGGCGGCAAGCCCACGACGGUCUACUGGGACAUCUGCGGCCUCGGCCAGUGCCCGCGCUACGCGCUCGAGCUCGCGGGCGUCGACUACGUCGACGUGCGCGUCGACGCCGGCGACGCGUCGGCGCCCGACUACAAGGCCAUCUGGCUCCAGCAGGCCAAGCCCGGCACGACGGCCGCGGGCCUGCACUUUUCGAACCUGCCCUACUACCUCGACGCGGACGCGACGGACCUCGACAACGCGAUCACGGGGCCCUGCUACCGCGACUUCGCGGCGCUGAAGCCCUUCUUCCUCGACGUCCUGCCGGAAAAGCUCGACGCGUGGGCCGCGCGCCUCGGCGGCGGCCCCUACGUGACGGGCGCGUCGCUCUCCAUCGGCGACCUGAAGAUCUACGAGACGCUCCGCAAGCUCGCGCUCAUCGAGAAGGCCCAGGGCACGGCCGUGCUCGCGCGCUACGCGUCCCUCGCGGCCUUCGUCGCCCGCGUCGACGUCGACCUGGGCACCUACCGCGCGUCGCCGGCCUUCCUCGAGCGGCCGCUGAACAACCCCCACGCGCAGUUUCGCUAA